This is a messenger RNA of Oxyura jamaicensis (ruddy duck), 2950 nucleotides long. RefSeq names its product phosphodiesterase 6H (gene PDE6H). Gene Ontology annotation, molecular function: 3',5'-cyclic-nucleotide phosphodiesterase activity; cGMP binding. The transcript is spliced from 4 exons. Gene Ontology annotation, cellular component: photoreceptor outer segment membrane. The coding region runs from base 156 to 428 and encodes 90 amino acids. The record is from RefSeq and is a predicted model, not a curated record. NCBI's taxonomy places the organism in Eukaryota, Metazoa, Chordata, Aves, Anseriformes, Anatidae. Gene Ontology annotation, biological process: positive regulation of G protein-coupled receptor signaling pathway; positive regulation of epidermal growth factor receptor signaling pathway; visual perception.
ACCUGCUGGCAGGGUAUAUCUGGAGGAGGAAGGACACCUCGAGACUUUUUCUACUCAGGCUGCAGGACAGGAGUUGAAUGAUUUGCAAGAGGAGCCCUUGGGACUACAGAGGGAUCUGAGCGAGGCAUACUCCUGUCGCAUAAAGCAGCCCAGCAAUGAGUGAGAAUCCCACCACCAACCUCAACACUGGAGAUGCUCCAACUGGUCCCACCACACCACGUAAGGGGCCUCCCAAGUUCAAGCAGAGACAGACGAGGCAGUUCAAGAGCAAGCCUCCUAAAAAAGGAGUAAAGGGAUUGCACUUUUUCCAGGAUAUCGCAGAACUCAUUUCUGAUUCUCUCUGUUUUGCAGAUAUCACAGUGAUUUGCCCAUGGGAAGCUUUCAGCCAUCUGGAACUUCACGAGUUGGCCCAGUUUGGGAUCAUUUAAAGCCCCAGCAUCUCUACUGGUGUCACCUGGUGACUCCGCAGAUCCCACCAUGGUCUUCAUCACCUUUGACACUGAUUUUUGGCCCUUACAUCCACCUGUUCAUGGACAGGGUGAUUUUGUAAGAGCUAGUUAUGAGAAAGUCCUUUGCAAAUUAAUUUGUCAAAGAAGCUGUUCAGGAUCCUGAACAGACUGCAUGCUCCAUGUGAUGAAACUACUGAAAAUGUCUUAAUGUCUCCCUGCACCAUACCCUUCUGUGUCUUCUCCCACUGUUGUAGAUCUUCAUGUGUAUGGAGAAAAUGGGAGGUUUUAUCUGAACCUUUCCCCUGGUUAGCUGAGAUAGUGUGUGCAUGGGUAUGCACGUAUGCUCAGACCUCAUUAUAUCAAGCCCAUUCUUUUUUUCUUCCUUCCCUUCCUGACAGCUUUCUAUGUAGUAUUUCCACAGGUAUGUUCCCAGGUUAUCUGGACCACCAAUUAGAUGCUGAGACUGUAUCUGUAGCGAAGAGAAUCAGAGUAAGUAGUUCAGCCAUUAAGGCGUUUUUAAGUAGCAGGAGAGCUUUCCCCAGGGGUUCACCAUAAAGAAUCUGCUGCUGAGGUUCACCUCAUCAAGAAAGGGGAAAAAGGCUCAGAAAUGUUCUCUCUGCUGUACUACCCACCAGCUUAUGAGCCAGAAGAUUCUGGAAGUUCUAGUAAUGCUGAAUGAAAACACGUGUGUCUGAGAUCAAAAACUAAAUGAAUUAAUUAAUCCUUCUCUUUCCUUUGUGAACCUGAGUGGUUGGGAUUCCAAAGAAACAACCCUCCAAAUGGCAUUGGGUGUCCUCUCCUUCGAUGGCAGGCUCCUGUGUGACAUUUGUACUGUCCCUAAAGCCAUAUAUACUUACAUGAGGAGUUUGCUCCCCAGGACAUGUUGCUGGUUCAGAAGACAUUACAAUUUGCCACCAGACAGUGCCAGUAGUCCUGCCUCAUCUAGCAGAAGACGGUAUUGAAUUACUUGCUCUCUCUUCCCUGUAUUUAGCACGGACAAUUCUCUCUCCAUCCCACCCAUCGGCAGGAAGGCUUUUCCCUUCACCCUCUGGCAGCUUCAAGCUCCAAAGCCUGCCUGGACAAGCAGGCAAAUGGUUGUUCCCCCAGGAGAGAAAAGAGCAGAGCAGGUGGGGAGGCAGGGAGAGACUAGGAUUUGCAGGCAAGCACAGAGAAAAUCCACUUAACCUCAUCGAUUUUUGUCUCCUGGUCUCUGGCAGCCUGAGCACUGGUGAGCAGCGAGGCACUUGUAACCACUUAAGUGCUCAGGGAAGGCACCGAGACUCCCUGCUGCCCUGGCGUUAAGGAAGGGGGUUCAUUUUGGUCAGAGGCAAGGAGCAAGCAUCGCUGUAGCUAUGUGAUAUUCAGAAGGGGAGAUGGCAUUUUUAAUCAUUGCCUUCAGCUUCACAAGCCUCCUUGCAUACGAACUGCCUCCCCCUGGUUUAUCUUUCCUAUGCUGAGCAUGUUCACAGGAGCAAGGAAUGGCUGUGGAGAGGACAGCAAGUCCUGCCUACAAGAUCGAUCCCCACGCAUAAAGCAUUGCUAUAAAUCCAUAGCUGCGCUAUAGUUAUCAGCUAAUGUCAUGCCAGAAGUAAAAGCUAGCAGUUUUCAUUUAAAAUAUAGCUUCAGCACUAAAAGCUAAAGGAAAUUCUUGCUGGCAGUCCAGAGUAGAGCUUUAUUAUUCAGCACUCCUGUCAUUACCAACAGCAGUAAACCAGCGAGGGUUCAGACCAGCAGCACAAUCACAGCACUGAAGUCAUGUACCAUUUAGCUAAUUGGUGUACACAAUAUUUCCCUAGGCAGAGGCGGUCCGUCCUUUCCGCUCACUCCUCAUUUCUCACAUCUUUCUAACCUUUUAAGAUUGUUCUUCUUUCCCUAAGUGUUCUGAAUGUAAGUGACAUUUUAUUUAGGUUUUACUGCAGGAGACUUUUUUCAUUUUUCUUCAAGCUUGUGCUCUCCUUUUGUGGUUAAAUGUGAAUGUUCCUAUGUCAAUGCUCUUGUGAUUUCCCUCACGUUACGCCAUCUUGUAGCAUGUGAUCCUUACUUUAUUUUCUCAGUCUCUCCUCUUCUAUAUGGGAAAAGACCCAUUGGAUCCAGUUUGGGAUCCUGAAAGCUGGCUGCCUCUAUUUUCACAGAGUUUUUCCUUAUUUUAAGCAGGAGUACACCAACAGGAGACCAUUUGAAUUAGUCCUUUUGCUCCAUUAUCAUCCCAGACCUUGGGAAAGCAGUACAAAAAUAGUGAGAUUCUCAGUCACAAAAUACUGGUGUAAAAACAAAGUUCUCCCUAGCCCAGAGACUGAAGAACUUCAGCAAAUGGGAAGGUCCUGGUGUAGUUCUACCUCUGACCGCCAUAACCCCUGCUCCCAUCAGAGAACCACGCCUCCAGCGGGAAUGCGCACAUACCCCAGUCUCAUGCUUGGCUGAGGAGCUUUGCCAGAAGAUGUUCUGAGUCACCACAGUGUGUUAGUUAACUUAAAAAAAAAUCAUUUCUAUGCAGUAAUAGG